AUGGCCUCUGAUGUACCAUCGUUGCCGGGCGGAUUGAGGCUGCCUCAACCAAGAGAAGAUUUCCGCCGUGCCUAUGAAGAGCCGUCAGCGCAGCCUCCCGAGCCUCCCGAAGGCGACAUUCCCGUGCCUUUGAGGCUGUUGCAACGGGCGCAUAGUGUGAAGGAAGCACCGGCGCCUCAGCAACAGCCAGUACCUCUCCAAGGAGUUCAAGAAGCAUGGGGCUUGAACAGGGCUUCUUCGGUCAUGCCUUCCAGCCAGCGCGCCCCGCCAGAGAUCUAUGACGGACCUCCAAGAGGGUGGCCAGGCUCUCUUCCCCGACAGUCGGAGAAAGGAGAUUACUCUGAUCCUCCGUCUUUUCCAGGAUUUCAGCAUUACCGCAUUUUCAAGAAGGCUCUGGUGCGAUGGGAUUCCGUAACAGACGUCAAGCCAUGGCGAAGAGCAGAGAAGGUGCUGAGGCUCUUUGACUGGACUCUGAUGUCUCGGUUCGACCAUCUUAGCGAACAAGAGCUUCAGGGGCCUGACUACCUGCAGAAGAUUUUGGAGAUCUUAGAUCUUGAAGCUGGAGUCAUGGCAACCACCGAAAAGCACAGACUUGUCAGGGAGGCGUUGUUCGAGCAUACAAGACAGCGUGAUGAAUCUGUAGCUCAAUACGUCCAUAGACGACAUCAACAGUUCAUUCAGGCGGAAAAUGUGGGAGUUGCUAUUCCCUCAGAUGUCCGAGGAGCUUUGUUGGAAGAAGGGGCGGGGCUCAAUGAACAAGGAGUUCAGAACCUUCGCACUCUCACAGGGGGAAGCCAAGCCUUCGAGGUGGUGCGGAGGGCUCUUCUUAUGAUGGAGGCUCCCGCUGCCUCGUCCAAACUUCUCAAGAAAACCUUUCAUGCCGACACUUCGGGCGUCUAUCUCGAAGAAGAGGUGGACUCGGACAUUGACUCGGAGGAUGAGGCCAUGAUCCUGUUUGAGCUUGACAAGCUGAAUGUCUCUGAGGAAGAGUGUUCCAAGGUGUGGGCAGUGCUUGAGCAAGGUCGCCGUCGCACGUGGAAAGAAAACAAAGAUCUCCGCCGGUCCAUCCGAAAGGACCGCCAGCACUUCGACAGGACCGCCGCUUCGACGUCUUCCACAUCCUCUGCUCAUAACCGAAGGCUUCCCAUAGACAAGCUCAAGCUUGUCACCAAAUGCGCUAAGUGUGGUCAGAAGGGCCACUGGGCUCGGGAGUGUCCUAACCCUGCGCAACCAAGGUCCUCGCAGCAGCAUGAGGCACGAUCAUCUUCCUCGGCGUUCGUCUUCUCGACUUUUGACCCUUCCUCGUCUUCAUUCGUUACGAUUGCGGGCCUGGAGAUUGUUCGUGAGAUUCGCCAAGGGUGUUCGUCCUCGACUAUGUCGCCGUGGAAUCUUCUAUCCUUGAGUUCCUUGGCCCCGGGCCAAGCCAUCUUGGACAUCGGUGCAGGUGAGGAUCUUAUAGGCGCCUCCGCUUUCGAGCAGUAUCAGACUGCCCUGAGCAACUUGGGUUGGCAAGGGGUGAUUCUUCCAGAAAGUUCCCCCCCAGCAAAGGGGGUAGGUGGAUCGUCGAGAGCCAAGUGCUAUGCAAUCCUGCCAGUUGAACUUGGCGGUCGCCUCGGAUUCGUGAAGACCAAAGUUCUAGAGGAAUCGAUCCCGCACCUCUUGUCCGUCGGAUUGUUAGACAGCCUAGGCGCAUGCAUCAAUCUCCCGAACAACACGGUCCAUUUCAAGAAUGCCCCCCAGGAAGCCAAGGUGACCCGAAGCAGAUCGGGACACCGGGUGGUGAACGUCCUGCCCACGCAGAGGUUCGCAGCAGAGCUCGUUCCCGUGGACCUGAUGUGUUCUAGUGCGAAGAUUGAGGCCGUCAGUCUGUUACAAGCAGAGUCGCAUUUGCCGCACGGUGUUCAUGACAAUCGGUUUGAGAAGCCUGAAGGCUUGAGAGCAACGCAAGCGCUAGUUUCCCGAACUCCUCCUUCACUCCUCCUGAGUCCGCGUCCUGUCAUGUUCACUCAUGUGGAGUCUCGGUGGCGCCGACUGGCCAUUACGAUGCUGCAGUUCGCAAUGACGACUGCCGCCCAGAUGGUGAAGCUGUACUUGGAACAGAAGGCCAUGAAACAUCCUUCCAAGUCCAUCGACAAGACGGAGUGGACUCCGGAGCAGCGCGCCUGCUCUCAUCCACAAUCGCAUCAGCGCAGGGGUGGGAACCAGUGGGGAAGAUGGACGCAGUGCGGACUAUGUCUGGCACGCACGUCAUAUGUCGUACAACUUUCCACCAAGGCCAAAGCCAAAGCCAAGUCAAAGGGGAAAGAGACCAAAUCGAUCCACGAAAGCGUGGAUGUUCAGGAAGCCAUCAAGGAUGCAGCCUCAAGAGCGGCCAGGGAGACAGCUCAGCAAAUCAAGGCCGAGGAGCAUGUGUCCAAGGCGGAGGUGGAGUCCCUGCUGGCCAUGUCAAUCGAGGAGGUAGUGAAGCAACUACGCAAGCUAGACCAGUCAGUGAAUGCUCUCACGCAGGAGAAUGCCGCUCAGUGGCAGGUUCUUCGAUCCAUGACGGCAGUGGCGGGGCAAUCAAUGGCCUCCACACCCACGGAAGUGCAGCAACAUCAGGCUCAGCUGACCGCCAUUGCAGAGCAACAACUUCUGGCAGCCAUGAGCCCGCAAGGUCUGGGCUCUCAAAGCGGCUCCUGGAUGGACGUGAGUGCGGAACGAGGCUUUCUCCUGUUCAGACUUUCUCCAGAGCUGCGCAAGUCUAGAGUGGAGCUUCCCGGGGAGCAAGAUAUCGACAGGCGAGUGUUGCUGCAGAUUCGACCUGAUGGUUCCAAUCAGACUGCGCAAGGCCUUUCAGAUGCCACACAUGUCAGAUGCUGGUGUCCAGGGUUGCAUGCGUUACUGUUGGAUCAAGAUGUGAGUGAUGAUCAUCGUGUCAAGAUUCCAGCUGAUGUUAAGCAAAGGUGUGCUAAGCAAGUGUGCUCUACGACUCCAGCGUGUGAUGCAACUCCAGAGAUGUCAACAGACAGCUUGUGUUUUCCGGCUAUGUCAGACGGUUCUUCAGAUAGUUCUGACUCAGCUUCAUCUUCCGAUACCUCUUCUGACUCAGAAUCCGAAACGCAAGAAGAACCACAGCAGAUGCCAAAUUCCAGAGAGAUGCCGAAGCCCACGGCCCGGGAGACUCAAAUGAUUGUCAAGUUGCGUGUGAACUUGUCCCAUCCUCCGCGGGAUCAGUUCUUGCGUAUCCUCAAGGCGGCGGGCACAAAGGCUCACAUUCUGAAAUGGGUCCGCGAUGACAUGACCUGUGCGCACUGUGAUUUGCAGCGUCGACCCAGGCACAGACGUAAAGCAGCCAUUCCUCCAUCAUAUCGGUUUAACGAAGUUUUGGGGAUGGAUGUGUUUUAUGUGAACUUUAUGCAAAAAUCAGUGCCAUUCCUGAACGUUGUGGACCAUGGAACAGGGUUUCAGAUGACCUGCGUUGUGCGCAACAAGCAUCAUGAAGUAUCUGGCGGUACUCCGUGUUCUGCAGAUGUAUGGCGUACUUUUCAGACCACCUGGUUGAGAUACUUCUUUGAGCCUGAGAUAAUUGUCACAGAUCAAGGGGCUGAAUUUGAAGGGCGCUUUAGUCGGGGCCUAGAACAGCACGGAGUAUUUCACUGGGUCGCAGCGCGUGAAGCUCCAUGGCAAAAUGCGCGAGCUGAACGGCAUGGAGGCUGGCUAAAAUCCAGACUGAGUGCUGAACUUGAGUCAGGAGCAUGUGUUCUGGAAACCGUGUCAGAUCUGGAAGAGUUCGUGUCAGCAUUGACUUCCUGCAAGAAUCGAUGGUAUAGUAGAGGUGGUUUUUCGCCUCUUCAGUUGAUUUUUGGGCAUGGUCCAAGAGUCCCCCAUGAACUCUUGACAGACGAUGGCCCUGGCGAGCUCGGGCUGGCAGAUCUUCAUGCCGAUCCCUUAGAUGGUGACACCCCAGCAGCUGAAUUUAGCAAGAGAUUUCAGAUUCGUCAGAAAGCCAGAGAAAGGGCAAUUCAACAUGACGCUCGAGAUCGUGUGGCAAGAGCCGGUCGGGCAAAGAGACACGAGAUUAAGAACUGGAACGUGGGGCAGUGGGUGUACGUUUGGCGUCAGGCUGCUCCGUCUGUGCGCUCAACUACCUCUCAGAUCUUAUUGCCAAGGAGCAGGUGGGUAGGACCUGGUACAGUUGUGCUACAGCAUGGCUCAACAGUGUGGGUGCAGGUACGAGCAAGACUUUGGAAGUGCGAUACGAGGCAGCUCAGACCCGCUCUCAGAGAAGAAAUUCUCGGGGUUCAGCUGGCGCAGGAAUCGGAUCUACGUGAACUUCUGCAGUCCGUGUCUCCAGGUGUCAGGGCCUCAGCCGUAGAUGUUGCUCGCGAGGGUGAUCCCCCUGCAGAAGCUUGGGAACCCACGCCGAUUCAUGAGCCCGAGACGCCGCCGCUUCUACCUCCCAUACCAGAACAGCAUCCCGCCAUAGUAAGUCCUGAAGCACAAAUUCCACAAGUACCAGUUCCUAUUGAACCAUUUGCCCGCCAGGUGACCAGGGAAACUGAUGUUCCUUCGCGACCUCAUUCAACGAUUACGCACAGAUCCUCAGAUGCUUCAGAAACUGCUUCAGAUCCUAAACGUCAGAGGCUACACGAUCUGGCUCCAGGUGUGCAAGCGCGAGCGCCAUCAGCUGCCUCUUCAUCAGUCGCCACGCCCUCAUCGCAACACGCAGCCUUUCGACAUGAUGAUCCUCUGGAGCAAAGGAUGCAAAGUGCUGCCCGAGAAAUGAUAGACUACGUUCACGCAUCUCGGCGCUCAGGAGCUGAGCCAUCCAACGAAGAUCAAGCUCUCUUCGAUGCCAUGUUCGCUUCCAACUCAGCAGAGAUACCAGUUUCAGAAACGUACAUCUUUGAGAAUUUGGAUUCUGGCUGGUGUUUUGUAGUUGGCAGUGGAAACGAGAUAAGUCUCAAGGAUCUAAACUCUGAAGAAAGACUUCAGUUUGACAAAUCUGACGCUGCAGAGUGGAAGGCUAUAGUAGACACAGGAGCUGUGUUGGUGCUAUCUCCAAAUGAAUCAGAACGUGUGAAGAAACAGAUGCCUCAGCGGAUCAUGACCAGUCGCAUCGUGCGCCGGUGGAAGCCUCAACCUGGCAUAGGCUGCAAGAAGGCCAAGUCAAGAUGGUGUGUACAUGGUCAUCAGGAUCAUGAUGCUCCUCAACUUAAAACCUUCAGCCCUACGCCAAUGACUGAGUCCUUGUAUCUCUUCCUGCUCAUGGCAUUGGGGCUAGGUCUUUCGAUUGACUUCGCAGACGUCAAAAAUGCCUUUUGUCAAUCAAAUCCCAUACAGCGCGCAGCGGGACCAGUCUACGCUGAGGCCUGUCCUGGAUUGGGGCUUCCUCCAGGCACGCUGAUACAACUGGUUGCGCCUGUUUACGGAUUAUUGGACGCUCCAAGGGCAUGGCGAGAGACAGUCAAAGAUCAUUUAAUCAAUCAGCUGGGGUUUGAGCAAAACCCCUUUGAGAACUGUCUUUUUGUUCGUCGCAGGGCGGGCGCUGUGACAUCCAUGAUUCUUGUGGAGGUGGAUGACCUAGUAAUCGCCUCAGAUGAGGAUGAUCGCAUCGAAGUCUUUCAAGACAAAUACAUUCUUGAGAAUCUCUUCCCAAUCAAGCUCCCCAAGGCCAGGCGCGGACAACGAAAGGAGAAGCUGUUGGACGAUGAGUUCGAAGCUGCCAGAUCUCUUUUGUACAAAAUCAGUUGGGUUGCAAAAGAAACUCGUCCUGAAGCUAGCGGCAUGUGCUCUAUCCUAGCCUCCCGCUUACACGAAGGCACAGUCGAAGACAUUCACACCAUGAACAAAAUGGUUUCUCACCUGCGCAAUACAGCGUCCAGACCUUUGAUCUUAUGGAAGUUCGAUAUCGAAAAUAUGGCGUUCAUAGUCGGGUCAGACGCAGGUGGUGUGGGAUCACUGCCUCAAUCGUGCGAAGGCGAUGGUUUACCAUCUGAUGGAACGCAGGGCGCGUGGCUAGUCUUAGCUGCCGAGCGGCUCCCUACUGGAGCUGAAAGGGUCCGAGUAUCACCGGUGUGCUGGAGAUCAGCCAAGUUGAAACGCCGGGUUCCCUCAACUCUAGCAGGAGAAGCGCUGGCUCUUAGUCAGGGUAUGGCGCAAGUAGAGUGGAUGCAGGUUAUGUUGAGAAGCGUUCUGGUCGGAGACGUGUCAGGUGAAUGGGCUGACCAACUCUCGCCUUACAUGAUUGCAAUGCCCUCCGCAUCCCCACUAUGUCAUCGCAAUCCUCAAGUUCAUGUUAUCGAUGCAAAAUCAGUGUUUGAUGUGAUUCAAAAAGAGGGAGGCUCCUCAUCAAAACAAGACCGCCGGACUGCGAUUGAACUCGCAAUUGUUUCUGAGGCCAUGGAAGAGAUCACAGGCUACUAUUCGGCUGAUAUUUCCAAAGGAGCUGGAGCUCUACUACAUCUACUGGGCUCUGGGAAGCUUCAACUCGUAGUUGAACAUGACGAGUUAUCUGAGCGAGCUCAAGAUCCAAAGAGGAAGUUAAGAUCCAAGGCGGCGUCAGAUCGUCAGUUAUUGCAAGAGACUGCGCAGUUAAUGUCUAUUGCUUCUGAGCCACUUGAUAUGCCCAUUUGGCAGUAUGCUAGGCUUGGUUCUCCGUACAGCUGGUUCAUUCCAGAUCUGAAUCUCCCUACGGUUCCAUUGCAUGCGCAGGAUUCAACGGGUGAACGUGUUUGGCUCAAGGCCAACCGACAGCGGUGCAAGCAGAUAGAGGAAAAUGUGCACAUCAGCUACAUCCGGGCCCUCCUGGCCUCGGAGGCCUGGGGGUAG
This is a messenger RNA of Symbiodinium natans, 6813 nucleotides long. The record is from the annotation of a GenBank genome assembly. NCBI's taxonomy places the organism in Eukaryota, Dinophyceae, Suessiales, Symbiodiniaceae.